Sporisorium graminicola is the source of this 999-nucleotide messenger RNA. RefSeq lists its product as uncharacterized. The transcript is spliced from 4 exons. Gene Ontology annotation, cellular component: cytosol. The coding region runs from base 1 to 999 and encodes 332 amino acids. Gene Ontology annotation, molecular function: uridine phosphorylase activity. Gene Ontology annotation, biological process: uridine catabolic process. The record is from RefSeq and is a predicted model, not a curated record. NCBI's taxonomy places the organism in Eukaryota, Fungi, Basidiomycota, Ustilaginomycetes, Ustilaginales, Ustilaginaceae.
AUGAAGGACGUCCUCAGCAACGCUAACUUUCCCCAAGAUGCGCAGGGACGUACUUACCACGUCGCAACGAAAGCCGGGCAGGUCGCGAACCGCAUCAUCACGGUCGGCGACCAGGUGCGCGCGCACCGCAUCGCCAAGGCCUUCGACGGCGGAGCGCCGCUUUUCAGCUUCAACUCGCAGCGCAACUUCCUCACGCUCACAGGCACGUUCAAAGGUGUGCCCAUCUCGGUGGUUGCUAUCGGCAUGGGGUUCUCGGUGGUUGAUUUCUUCGUGCGCGAAUGCCGCGCCGUCGUGCAGGGCGAGCUGAUCAUCGUCCGCCUGGGCUCCUGCGGCAGUAUGCAGCCCGAGUAUGGGAUCGGCACGGUGGUGGUGCCCAAAGCGUCGUUUGGAAUCUCGCGCAACUACGACUACUUCCACCACGACACCACCGCCGACGAGCGCAGGACAGGCGCGCUGGAGCCGUACCUCAUCACCAAACCGCUCGACGCCGACGCCGAGGUGCAUGACGCCCUCCUCGCCGCGCUGGAAAAAGACAAGCCGGCGAAGAGCGCGGAUCUGUUCGCGGGGGAGGAGGUUAGGGCCGUGGGCGAUACGGUCAACGCAUCGGCCGACAGCUUCUACGGCAGCCAAGGCCGCAUCGACCCGGCGUUUGUCGAUGCCAAUGCCAACUUGAUCGACGUGAUCAAGGAGAGGAGGCCCGGCGUCGCCACGCUCGAGAUGGAGACGUUUGUGCUGAACCACCUGGCGGCGGCGGCAAACGACGCCAUUGAUCUGGCGGAAAAGAGUGGGCACGAGCCUGUGCACAAGGGCAAGAUCCGUACCGGCGCUGUGCAGAUGAUCUUCGCCAACCGCAACACCUCGGCGUUCAUCACUCCCGAGGAAUGCGAGACGCUCGAACACUGGGCUGGCAAAUCCGUGCUCGAUGCCCUGGCCAGUAUCGACAUCCCUGCGGAGAGACUGCACCCAGACGGCAUCUGGAACACCGCCGCUUCUUCCUAG